UGCUACCAAAUUUUUGUCUCGGUACGUGACUACAUCACAUUCUAUCAUGAAAAUCGAUGGGAAGCGUAAUCUCAUGGCUUAUUUUUUUAACAUGAAGUUCUGUGAUGGCUUGUUGUUGGAGUGAGGUGACUGUCAUUAAGAGUAUUUAUUAGUGGCCACAGUGUUAUUUAAUAAAUGCAAAGUAAGUUUCCCGUAUGCAGAAACAAUUGCUAUGCUGUUUUCGAAUGUCUCCGUUUUAAUUAUUUUAUUUUGAUGGGUAUUGAUGUUUAUAAACACCGGUGAAGGAUGGGUGAGCAAAAUAUCGUAUCACCUCAGUGCUGGACAAAACUACUCUGCUUAGCACAAUCCGUAAACGAUGGAAGUGAUGGAGAACCAAGUCGAUUAAUGUCUAAGCAAGAUCAAAAAUUUGUUGAGAAUGCAUUGGCUGAAACGGUGCACUUAACAGAUCCCGUGAAACAUAUGACAGAGCACAUUGAGCAGCUGAAACUAAUUGGAAAAAAUAAGGAUGACGUUGAUAGCAUUGCGACAGUUGUAGAUAAUCUGGAAGAACUGGUUUGUGAUAUUGACUGCGCUGCUGACUUCUGCAGGUUGGGUGGCCUUGUUGAAGUAAUUAGACUUUUGAAAAGUGACUAUAAUUCAGUUCGAUGUGAGGCAGCUCGAUUAAUACCAUUACUAGCACAAAAUAAUCCAUAUGUUCAGAAUGUCAUAAUGGAAACCGAUUUAAUGCCUUAUUUGCUAACUGUUCUGGAAGAUAUUAAUGCAUCUGAGGGUUUAUUGAUAAAAGCUUUGAGCAGCUUGUCCUCAAUUGUUCGAGCGCAUGAGAAGGCAUUCAGUCAGUUCUAUCAACUGAAAGGUCUAGAAAGGGUCGAGGAUGUAUUCCAGAGGGCAGUAGAUGGGCAUCAUUUAAAGUUAGCCAACAAAGCAGUUCUAAUUACAACCAGCAUAGCAGUUAGUCUUGGACCUGAUGUGAAGCAGUAUAAUAUUCUGUCCUUUUUAUUUCGCAUGACGCUACAGCUAUCGUCAGAUAGCGUUGGAUGCUCGUAUUUUUUUGAUUAUCUUAUCAAUAAUAUUGUGGGUAAGGAGGUAGACAACAGUGAUCUCAAGAGUGAUGAGUUCAAGAUGAACUUUGUGGAACUUGACAAUCAUUCUAGACAACACUUUCGCCACUUCCUGAAAAGGCAAUUGGAAUAUGAGGAACGACACCGUCAUAAGGGUUGUUUAGGACGUCUUAAAAAAAUGGAUAUGGUACUGGAUGAAGAAAUGAGAAAUUUCAAAUUGGAAGAAGUUCCGGAAACAUCAAAUAACUCCGAAAACAUCAAGUGAAUUCUUUGCACUCGCUUUUUUGAAUUCUUGAUGAAUGCUAUUUCAGACAUCUUUGACUUUUGUUACAUGUUUUGUUAACACUUAAUAGUAAUCCAGUAAUUCCUCGAUUAAAAAAAUGUCAUCUUUUCUGUUUCAACCUGAGGCUUCCCUUUGUCAGACCUUUUCGGGCAUUUAACUCGCAAGUUUGUGCGUCCAAUAACUACUGAACAUGGAAAAUGAUCAGUUGUGGCUGUAUAAGAGGUCUAAUAAACUGAAUGUUUAAAUUAAGAGAUAUAACCUAUCUUUGCUUAUUCAC
Messenger RNA from Loa loa (African eye worm), 1618 nucleotides. RefSeq lists its product as hypothetical. The record is from RefSeq and is a predicted model, not a curated record. The transcript has 7 exons. The coding region runs from base 286 to 1323 and encodes 345 amino acids. NCBI's taxonomy places the organism in Eukaryota, Metazoa, Nematoda, Chromadorea, Rhabditida, Onchocercidae.